AAGAAAAGACAUUGUCUAUCAAAAGUAGGUUUGAAUAUGGAAGGCCCUAACGACAGGAAGGAGAUAGAAGCAGUGCGAUAUCGAGGUGUUCGAAGACGGCCAUGGGGAAAAUACGCGGCGGAGAUUAGAGACCCGUCGAGACAUGGAACAAGACUGUGGCUAGGAACAUUUGAUACUGCGGAGGAGGCGGCUCGUGCAUACGAUAGGGCAGCAUUCAACUUGAGAGGUCAUCUUGCGGUUCUUAAUUUUCCGAAUGAGUAUUACUCUCAAAUUUCAGGGUAUUGUCCUCGUCCUCGGACUCAACAAACCGGAAGUUCUUCGUCGUCUAGAGGGCAAGAAAGGCAAGUUUUCGAGUUUGAGUGUUUGGAUGAUGCGGUGUUGGAUGAGCUUCUUCAAUCAGAUGAUGAUGAGAAGAAAAAAUAAAUAAACACAAGAUUCAGCAUUUUUAUGUCUAGGGUUUUUCACCUUUGACUUGCUUGCUUCUUGGAUUACUCUAGCUAUCAUAAGGCUAGCUUUUAUGUAUACAUAUAUCCAUUAGAUUUUAAUCUGAUGAGUGCUAGAUUUUAGUUUUGGAUGUUCGCCCUGCUAAAAUAUAUAUAUGAGAUGAAUAAGAUUUUCAAGAAAUUUACAGUUUAAGAUUUUCUA
Molecule: messenger RNA, 645 nt
Organism: Mercurialis annua (annual mercury)
Lineage: Eukaryota; Viridiplantae; Streptophyta; Magnoliopsida; Malpighiales; Euphorbiaceae
Product: ethylene-responsive transcription factor ERF098-like
Exons: 1
Coding region: 37-423 (128 amino acids)
Biological process (GO): regulation of DNA-templated transcription; ethylene-activated signaling pathway
Molecular function (GO): DNA binding; DNA-binding transcription factor activity
Source: RefSeq, a predicted model, not a curated record